This is a messenger RNA of Chara braunii, 1599 nucleotides long. Lineage: Eukaryota; Viridiplantae; Streptophyta; Charophyceae; Charales; Characeae. The record is from the annotation of a GenBank genome assembly.
CAGGGGGCAGUUCAGAUAGGCAGUCUUGGGGGGGCUCGUGACGAGAGAUUGUCGAUGGGCGGUGGCAGAGGGUUUAGUCAGUUUACUGAUAUGGGACCGCCCCCCGGAGAGAGUGAUUCUCGGGGUGACCUGAGUGUCGGCGUGCAGGCCCUAUUAGACCAGAUCAGCGCCGUGCAGCCAGAGACUUUCACCCCUGCCAUGCGCAGAGAGUUGGGAGCGUCGGCAGCCGAGGCACAGGUAGAUGAGGACCUUACACCCCCUGGAGAGACAUUUGUAGAGAGGCUGGACAGACUUGAUAGUCGCCGAGCUUGCCUCCUGGCACGAGCCGAUCCCAGGACGCAGGAGUUGGGUCGUCAAGCAGCGGAGGAGCGACAAAGACAGUUGGGGACGUUCAUGGAUAUGCCCCAUGACGCACAGGCGGCUGGCCACAUCGAUCCGGUGACAGAGGUCGAUACCGGGGUUGGACAUAGAGAGGAGGCGAUCGGUGGACCUGACAGAGACAGACAGGAGGCGUCACUGAGUUUGGUGGUCCGCACGGUCGUGGGGCCGGUGGUGCCACAUGAGGCACCAUUUCCUGUAGAUCCGAUGCGUUGUGCAAGUGGUGUCGCCUCGAUCGCAGAGCGACGUGUAGGCAGGGGCAUGUGCGCACCUCCGAUCCCGCCUUUCGCACCGUCUAGGGAGACGACACAGCCGAGGUAUGUGCCUCAGCCUCGUGGCACCCUUGCUUUCGGUUGUAUGACCGCCGAGGAGUUGGAGGCGCACGGCACGAUGGAUUACACCGAGAUCGACACAAGCCGACCAGACUUGACUUGGGCGCCAGCCAGCCCUAGCUUACCAUCUGGAGGUUCUACUGUGGCGCCCUCUCACUGGGCUGGAGGGCCGUUGUCACCCCCGACCGUAGAUGUCCAGUCGCGCGGCAGUCACACCCCAAGGUUGGCUGCCCGCAUACAGAGAGACACGAGCGACUGUGGACGGGACACAAUUUUGUUCCGUCGCACUGAUCGGCCAUGGAGCGAGACGAGACGGGUGGCAUCGGCGAGCACGGGUCGUCAGCCCGGUUUGAGAGGGGUUUCCACGAGCGGGGGUCGUCGAGAUGUUGUGGCGUCAGGGUUUGGUGACAGAGGCGGGGACAGUGGCGGCAUUGGUGGCGGACGUGAGGGCACGAGCGAUGCGGAUGCGGAGGCAAUACAGCGGCCACUGAUGUACGGUUCGAGAGAGACCUCCAUCAUUCUAGAUGAGCCCGAGGUCGGGCGACGAGCCAGGCAGGCCCGACACGUGCCGAUCGAUCGACACCAGGAGGGGGAGACUUCAGGGGCAGACGGUCUGCCUAUGCGCCGUGAGUCUCGCCGACAUGUUGAUUUGGCAUCCACAGGCGUCAGACCGCGUAGCGGCAGGAGAGUUAUCAUGGACGACGACCCGGACGACCUUCCUGAGCCGUCCACUGCUGGUCGCGGCCAGCAAUGCCAAAGAGGUCGAACACGAGGCACUGGUCAGACACAUGGACGAGGUUCACGUCGGUCAGAGCAGCGUUCGCCUGCAGACGAGGAUCGUUGACUGUGUUCAGACUUCCGUUUGUUUUCUUCGUUUUGUUUUGUGUAG